GAGGUACCCGCACCCACCAAACCGGGUUUAAUUCCGCGCGGAUCACAGAAAACCCAUCCAUCCAGCUUCAACACACCUUCCAAAAUGGCCGACCUAGACCACAUUCCCCCCUCAACAACGGCAUAUGUAGUCGCUACAGCCAUCAUCGCCGGCGUGACUGGCUACUUCAUCGGACAAGGCUCCUCGCUAGGCCUGUUCUCGAAAGAAAAAGAAGGGUGGCCAAACAGCUACAAUGUGAAAGUGCACCAAGACUCCUCGGACGAAGAAGAGGAAGAGGAAGAGUCCGACAGCGAGGACGAAGGCGAUGGAAGCGAAUUGGCCAACUUCGACAAGAGUGCUGAAGAGGUGAAGCUGGUUCUGGUUGUGAGGACCGAUUUGGGCAUGACGAAAGGCAAAAUCGCCGCUCAAUGCUCCCAUGCUACCCUUGCCUGCUACAAGUACCUCACUGCGCACUCACCAAACUCGUCUAUGCUGCGCCGCUGGGAAUCGCAGGGACAGGCUAAGAUCGCGCUGCAGACCAAGUCGGAGGAGGAAAUGGAGACACUGCAGGCGCAGGCUAUCAGCCUGGGUCUCUGCGCCAGGGUCAUCACAGAUGCGGGACGGACACAGAUCGCCAGUGGAAGCCGGACGGUGCUUGGAAUUUUAGGACCAAAGAGCGUGGUCGACGGCGUGACGGGACACUUGAAGUUGUUGUAACCGUACUUCCAGAGUUGAAUGAAAGCCGAGUAAUGUAGUUACUCCAGCAACGCAUCCCGGAUAGUGAGGUUUAGAACCAACAGCACUACGCCUAAAUGCGUGGUAUACGAAGCACUCUGCUACCUUCACGAGAAAGAUGCCCGAGCGAUCAGUUACACUGCAAGAUAGUCUACUAAUCACUUCUAUCUAGCAUACAGCUGCAGUAAAAUUACGUAGUAACAAGGAAUGUAUGUUGGCUGGCCAUGGUUUUUCCCUAACCUCAUGGGCCAACGGCCAAGUCGGUGAAGGGAGUAGGAAUAUGACGCCGCCGAGCACCAGGCUCUCCAGCCGAGCUCACCGACCCCGAAGGGAAAGGAGCUCAAGACCAGAGCGAACACCCAAUGUCGACCUUUAAUCUGAGAUCUGUCGACCGGAAAUAAUCGACCAUCCAAGAAUGUGAUGGCUCCUUAAGUCGUCGAACUGUCCAGUAAUCAACCGAGACGCAGAGAACAAGCCUCCACGCUCAGGAUCGCUGGAC
Molecule: messenger RNA, 1213 nt
Organism: Aspergillus pseudonomiae
Lineage: Eukaryota; Fungi; Ascomycota; Eurotiomycetes; Eurotiales; Aspergillaceae
Product: aminoacyl-tRNA hydrolase PTH2
Exons: 2
Coding region: 85-696 (203 amino acids)
Cellular component (GO): cytosol; mitochondrion
Molecular function (GO): peptidyl-tRNA hydrolase activity
Source: RefSeq, a predicted model, not a curated record